UUGAUUAGUUCCUGUGAUAGAGGUAGCUGGGAAUCUGGGUGUGGUCAGCACUGACUGCCUCGGUCGCUGUGAAGGAGGAAAUUUCCCAGGGUCGUUUCGGAACCGCUGGAGCUGUAGACCAGAGAAAGUGCGAGGAUCCAGGGCCAGACACCAUCAACAAGACCUCUGUGGGUGGGGGCAAUUACUCCUUGCACAGCGUCGAUAAAUCCUAAAGCAAAAACCAUGGAGGAACCAGUGAAGCUGGUAUCAGCAGGAGAUUGUAUCCAGAUCUGGGACUUACUUUCAUUCUCCCCAGAGGCACACUUUAACCCUCAUGACCCUGAGCAGGAAGUGUCUUCUCUUUGUUGGAGCUUCAAUAAUCAGUUUCUAGUGAGUGCUGCCAGUGGAGGUGAUAGGAUUUCUGUGUCCAUAUGUAAAACCAAGCCGGUAUACCUUUGGAGUAUUGCAGAACAGAGAGGGCAGACUUGUGUCUCACUGAAUUCCGCAAUGAAUUUCAUUCUGAGUGGAGGAACAGAUUCUGCUGUCAACAUAUGGGACUUGAAAACCAAAAAGUUGUACAAAUCCUACAAGGGUCACAAGACUGCAGUGACUUGUCUCACCACUGAUUGGGAUGACCAGUGCAUUCUCUCAGGGUCACUGAGUGGUGACAUUAUUCUGCACAGCAUGCUGACUGAUGAAGCUCCCCCCAGGUUUUGCUCUCAUAGUCAACAGCCCCUUCGUGACCUGAAGUUCUCUUGCUUCCAGCAGUCAAUGUUGGGGAGUGUUGGUGAUGAUGGCAGUUUUAGAACAUGGGACAUCAACAGCCUACAGUUGCAGCAUAGCUUUGAUCAUGUCCACAAAGCCCCUGCAACAGCCCUUUGUUUCUCACCAGUGAUUGAGCCAUUGGUCAUCACAGUUGGCCUGGAUAAACAAAUCUCUGCAGUUGAUGUUCGGAGCAAAUCUGUAUUGUACUGUAUUCGAGCAGAUUGUCCACUAACUGCACUUGAGCUCUUACCAGAUGGGACUGCUCUGUUGAUUGGAACCUCCCGGGGAAAGGUCAGCCUAUAUGACCUCAGAAACAUGGAAUUUCCAGUGAAAUCUUCCAAGGCUCACAAGGGUGCUGUACGAUGUAUUAAACUUCAGGCUGUGAGAGGCAAGUUUCAGGCUGCUUGGCCUACUGUUUUAAAUGAAGUAAAGGUGGGAGACUCCAGUGCAACAGCAAAUGAUACCACUAACAACAUUGUCAGUACCUUGCCCAGCGAUCCCCCUUCUUCGCAAGUCAACACGAUCACUUUAACCAAACCCUCUCCACAAUUUAGAAAGGUAAUAUUUCUUGCAAGAAACAGCUUUGGAGAAGUCUUCUCACCUAUCAGGUCAGACAUGAACCAUACGGACAUUUCAACCACUGAAUUCAGCUCACCUUCUCUCAACUGUGCCUCAAAUUGCUCUCCUCAGAGUAAAAAUGGAUUCCAUGUUGAGAAGCUAGCUAACCUUGCAAAGUUAGCUGUGAAACAGUUCAGUGAAGAUGCCGGUUCAACAGCAGAAAGAUUUGAACAUGUGCAGAGCCUACACAAUUGUGAUUCAAAACGUGAAAUGAUUGAACAAAAGCCUAAUCAUAUGACCUUGGCCAAUACUUUGAAUACUCCUCCUGGCCAGGCAGGUGAAGAAGGAACAGAAGAAUGGGCAGUUUCCUUGCCAAAGACCCAACUAGUACAAAACUUACUGAAAGAUGCGUUGGAAGAAUUCAGUGAGGAGCACCAUAAGGAGGUGGUUGGACUGCAGCUGGCCAUGAUUCAUGCAUUUCACAUUCAGCAGCUUGCAAUUCGUGAAGCCCUAUUUAAGCACUUAAAAGUGAAUGAAGAAUUGCUGGAGGAAUAUGUGACCUUAAAGGAAGAAAAUGAGUGGCUGAAGGCAUUCCACUGAUGUACAUGUGUAAAUGUGAGGCAAUGCAUACUGUACCCUUAACCAUAGUGACCAAGAAUCCUGUUUAUAUUCAAGUUUGGCUCAAGCUCGAUCAAAUAUAAUACUGUUUUUCUGUUGAGUUGUGAUCUGAGUCACUGGUUUCUAUACAUGAUUAGGAAUGACUGCUCAUAUUGGUUUAGAAAGAUAAAUUUUAUAUUUCUGUUAUGGUAGCAAGAGCGUCUCCUUCCCUAAAAUUGGAAAAAUGACUCCCCCUACUAAAGUUAGCAUAAUUUUCAUUGAAAUGUCUGGUUGCUGUUUGUAUGCUGGAUGUCUGUGUCUACACAGUGAUUGCAAACAGAUACUUCAUAAUGGCUGUGUGCAGUGAAUGAGUUUGGUGGUGAUUUAUUUUUCAUUUUGACUGUUCCAUUUUUUGAUAUUUUGAAAAAAUUACAUACAUCAGAACUGUAUUGAUCAGUGUGUGAUAAAGUAACUGUUCUGCAGAAUGUCUCUUUCCCAUGUAAUGGCGUACAGGGAUACAGUAUUGUGUAGGACUGUGAAGAAUAGCUCUAUUUUGAACAUGUGGAAUUUUCUGUAAACAAGUGCCAACAUGUAACAAUGAAUCUUUCACUGUAUCCCACCAAUUGAAAAACUGUUUGAGUUUUUGAAAGUGGAUGUAAUGCUGUUUUUAUUGAUGGCUUGUAAACAGCCAUGGGAAGCAAAAUUGAUUAUUUUGUAUAUUGCCUCCAAGUCUUUUAUGUUGCAGAAAGAUGUCGAGAGAAGUUGGCAGCACUUGACAAAUUAUUACUUGAACGGAUACAUCUCUUGCAAGUGUUAGCUUUUGUUCAAACUAUAUAUAGUUUGAGUUAAGUGUCAAUUCAGGCUGCUUUUGUGUAACACUGUUGGUGAUGCAGUUACAUCUGGUCUUUUUUUAAUGUCUACAUGCAGUGGAAUGAGGAAAUUCAGCAUUUUCUGGGGAUCUCUUGGUAGAUCUUAUCAGAUACCUGGUUGCUGGAUUCAUUGUAUUGAGGUAAUCUGUUGUUUUAACAACAAUGUAAUAAUUUAUAUUCCCCCAUAUGAACAACUCAGCUGGAUUACUCACUUAAUUGACCAGAAUGGAGUGUAUUAAUUUCACCAUUAUUUAACCAAGAACAUUUUCUGAAGAAUCUAAAUAGUUUGAGGUUUAUCUUGAUUUCUGUUUUCUCUUGGAUAUUAACUUACAUCCUCCUUUGCUUCAAUACAUGCUUCCUGUCUCCUUCAAUAUUCUGUAAUUGAAGAUAAAUAAUGAAACAAGCAAUUGAUGUGGUAUUUUUAAAUAGCCCCUGUUCUAA
This is a messenger RNA of Chiloscyllium plagiosum (whitespotted bambooshark), 3209 nucleotides long. NCBI's taxonomy places the organism in Eukaryota, Metazoa, Chordata, Chondrichthyes, Orectolobiformes, Hemiscylliidae. The record is from RefSeq and is a predicted model, not a curated record.